AUGACACCUGGGAGCCCGGAGAAAAUAUCACAUGCGCUUAUACAGCUACAGAGACGUCUGAGGAAGGAGUUAAAGGCUGAGAUUAAGAAGGGGAUUAGCCAAGAGAAGACGUCUGUCGUUGGUGGAAGCAGCAUUUUCACCACCCAGGACCCUAGCAGUGCGCGAAGGAAGGCUGGGAUAGAGCGGAUGAGGAUGAGAGCUGAGCAGGCCCGAGUUACUGAGUUUUUCAGAAGGUGGUCACUGGAAGAAGAAGCAUCGAAAAAUCAGGGUUCACGCUUGAACGUUCAGCCAAACGCUGGUAAUGCUACACGUGGCCAUGCAGAGUAUCGCGGUGAAUGCUAUACCUGCUCCCGAGAUACAUCACGAAGAUGCAGUCUAUGCCAGAAGGACUUCUACUGCAGCCAAUUGUGCGAAGACAAGCGAUCCGGAAUCCAUCUUUUCACAUGCACGAAACGCCCCUUAACAUCUGCGGACUUCCUAUACAGAAACAUCGAAAAGGGCCGGCUGCCUGAAGAAGAGGAAGUCUGCUCAGACUUCGGCUUCAAUUACUUCGACUCAUUUGCAGAUAAGAGCAAGCUCUUGGGGCUUUACAAGGGCCUAUUCCUGAGCGAUACCGAGGCGGAUACUUUCCCUGGUUUCUAG
Aspergillus pseudonomiae is the source of this 642-nucleotide messenger RNA. RefSeq lists its product as uncharacterized. The record is from RefSeq and is a predicted model, not a curated record. Lineage: Eukaryota; Fungi; Ascomycota; Eurotiomycetes; Eurotiales; Aspergillaceae. Bases 1 to 642 code for a protein of 213 amino acids. The transcript has 3 exons.